Paramecium octaurelia is the source of this 1226-nucleotide messenger RNA. The record is from the annotation of a GenBank genome assembly. Lineage: Eukaryota; Ciliophora; Oligohymenophorea; Peniculida; Parameciidae.
AUGAUGGAUGAACAAGGCGUCUUAGUUAGAGAUCAAUUCGUGAAUGAGCUCAAGUCAAUUAAGAAGACACUUAAAAGUUGGACCAAAGUGUUUACUUAAAUCAUGGAAUUAUAAGUGUAGAAUUCUAAACAACAAAAUCAGAAUGUAUCAUCCUAUUAAUAAUACUUAGACUAUUCUCAUAUAACAGAUAUUGUAAUACUUCUCUAAACCCAACAAGAAACCAUAAUAAAUGCCAAUCUCUCCUAUAAGAAAGAUGGUACAUAAAACUGAGCCAGAUGAUUUCUUUCUCAGAAAGUUCGAAGAUACAGAGACUUGCAACAAUGACAACCUCCAAAAUGAAUUAAAUAAUCCCAAAAAGGUUAACUUAUUCAUAUUUUAGAUAUCUAUAGUUAAUUAUUAAGGUACACCAUUUGAUAGUGCUUAUGAGAGUAUCAACCGAGAAAUGCAAUAAUACUACGAACCUGAAAAUUAAGUAACAGAACCAUCAACAGAGGUCUUUAAGAAUUUCAACAAAAUGGGACAGUAAGGUGUUAAAGCUACUCUCAAUAUGGAAGGUAUUUCACUCCCUUAAAGCACCAAAAAUAACACUGAGCGAAAACAAUUUACAUAACCCUGCACUCUUUCCUCUAAACAAUUACAACUAUAAGGAUCUAAAGAAGAUAUGAAAAACUCUAAAUAGCUUGAAAUGAAAAAAAUUAAAAUUAAAGAAUAAAGAUUAUCAACUGUUGUUGAAGAACCCUCUGCAUUUUUGAACAGUUAAUAAGCUACUAAAUGUAUAAAAUCAAUCUUUACUUUAGAGGUACUCCUUAAUAUUGGAGGAUCCCAAAAUAUUGCCUAAUCUUGUUAAAAUAAAAACUCCUUUGCAGGAUUCGAAUUUCAAAUUCCGUUGUAGUAAUCUAUUUCCAAAACACCAAAUAAUAAUACAAAACCCUAGAAUUAUUUUGCUGAUAAUACGCGAUCAGGUUCUAAGUCCUUGUAUUAGAAUAACAUCCCUUAAAAUAUUUAAUAUAUCAACAACUCCAAUAAUAAAUAAAACCAAAUAAAAUAUGAGUACCUUAGUUCAGUAUAUAAAUAUAUCUAUAUAAAUUUAGAGAGCUAAAAGUUUUAGCGACCAAAAUAGCAAAAGAAACUAAAGCAAAAAAUGCUUAGAUUUAGAAUAGAUUGAUAAGCAAUAUGAAAAUAGUUAGGAGAUCCUGAAAAAGACUAAUACUAUGCGUAAAACAUGA